CCGCUCGGCGCGCCCCUUCCCUGCAGCCCUUACGCACGGGCCGUCCGGCUCUUCCGGUGUCCGGCCGUCUCUCACCUGCAGGUCCCUCUCCCGCCGCUUUUCGUCGCACACCUGGCCUCCCCUGCGGACUGAUCUCGGUUUGUGCCCGGCCUCCGGGUGCCGGACCUACCAGGGCCAUGGCGAGCCGAGCCGCCAGAUACCGGCUGAGCUGCUCGCUCCCGGGCCACGAGCUGGAUGUGCGAGGCCUGGUGUGCUGCUUCUACCCGCCGGGGGCCUUUGUAUCCGUGUCCCGGGACCGCACCACGCGCCUUUGGGUCCCGGACAGUCCUAACAGGGGCUUUACAGAAAUGCACUGUAUGAGUGGACACUCCAAUUUUGUAUCUUGUGUGUGCAUCAUACCUUCAAGUGACAUAUACCCCCAUGGACUAAUUGCCACUGGAGGAAAUGACCACAAUAUUUGUAUUUUCUCACUGGAGAGCCCAGCACCACUUUAUAUACUAAAAGGUCACAAAAAUACUGUAUGUAGUCUUUCGUCUGGAAAAUUUGGGACAUUACUUAGUGGCUCAUGGGACACUACUGCUAAAGUGUGGCUGAAUGACAAAUGCAUGAUGACUUUACAGGGUCAUACAGCCGCAGUAUGGGCAGUAAAGAUCUUACCUGAACAGGGCUUAAUGUUAACUGGAUCUGCGGACAAAACUAUUAAACUGUGGAAAGCUGGAAGAUGUGAGAGGACUUUUUCAGGGCAUGAAGACUGUGUAAGAGGUUUGGCAAUUUUGAGUGAAACAGAAUUUCUUUCCUGUGCAAAUGAUGCCAGUAUUAGAAGGUGGCAAAUCACUGGAGAGUGUCUUGAAGUAUAUUAUGGGCAUACAAAUUAUAUUUAUAGUAUAUCUGUCUUUCCAAAUUCUAAAGAUUUUGUGACAACAGCAGAAGAUAGAUCUUUGAGAAUCUGGAAACAUGGAGAAUGUGCUCAAACAAUCCGACUUCCAGCUCAGUCUAUAUGGUGCUGCUGUGUGCUAGACAAUGGUGACAUUGUGGUUGGUGCAAGUGAUGGUAUUAUUAGAGUGUUUACAGAAUCAGCAGAUCGGACAGCAAGUGCAGAGGAGAUCAAGGCUUUUGAAAAGGAACUUUCUCAGGCAACCAUUGAUUCCAAAACUGGUGAUUUAGGGGACAUAAAUGCAGAACAGCUUCCUGGGAGGGAACAUCUGAAUGAACCUGGUACUAGAGAAGGACAGACUCGUCUAAUCAGAGAUGGAGAGAAUGUUGAAGCCUACCAAUGGAGUAUUAGUGAAGGGAGGUGGAUAAAAAUUGGUGAUGUUGUUGGCUCGUCUGGUGCUAAUCAGCAAACAUCUGGAAAAGUUUUAUAUGAAGGGAAAGAAUUUGAUUAUGUUUUCUCAAUUGAUGUCAAUGAAGGUGGACCAUCAUAUAAAUUGCCAUAUAACAUCAGUGAUGAUCCUUGGUUAACUGCAUACAACUUCUUACAGAAGAAUGAUUUGAACCCCAUGUUUUUGGAUCAAGUGGCAAAAUUUAUUAUUGAUAACACAAAAGGUCAAAUGUUGGGACUUGCAAACACCAGUUUUUCAGAUCCAUUCACAGGUGGUGGUCGGUAUGUUCCAGGCUCUUCAUCAGGAUCUUCUAACCUACCGCCCGCAGCAGAUCCUUUUACAGGUGGAGGUCGUUAUGUGCCAGGGUCUGCAGGUGUGGGAACUUCUGUGGCUGGAGCUGAUCCAUUUACAGGGAAUAGUGCCUACCAAUCAGCUGCAUCUAAAACAGUGAAUAUUUAUUUCCCUAAAAAAGAGGCUGUCACUUUUGACCAAGCGAACCCUACACAAAUAAUAGGUAAACUGAAGGAACUUAAUGGAACUGCCUCUGAAGAGAAGAAGUUAACUGAAGAUGACCUGAUAGUUCUUGAGAAGAUACUAUCUUUAAUAUGUAAUAGUUCUUCGGAAAAACCCACAGUCCAGCAACUUCAGAUUUUAUGGAAAGCUAUUAAGUGGCCCGAAGAUAUCGUCUUUCCUGCGCUUGACAUUCUUCGGUUGUCAAUUAAGCAUCCCAGUGUGAAUGAGAACUUCUGCAAUGAAAAGGAAGGGACUCAGUUCAGCAGUCAUCUUAUCAGUCUUCUGAACCCUAAAGGAAAGCCAGCAAACCAGCUGCUUGCUCUGAGGACUUUUUGCAAUUGUUUUGUUGGCCAGGCAGGACAAAAACUCAUGAUGUCCCAAAGGGAAUCACUAAUGUCCCAUGCAAUAGAACUGAAAUCAGGGAGCAAUAAGAACAUCCACAUUGCUCUGGCUACCUUGACCCUGAACUAUUCUGUUUGUUUUCAUAAAGACAGUAACAUUGAAGGGAAAGCUCAAUGCUUGUCAGUAAUUAGCACAGUCUUUGAAGUUGUACAAGACCUAGAAGCCAUUUUUAGACUUCUUGUGGCUCUUGGAACACUGAUCAGUGAUGAUUCAAAUGCUCUACAAUUAGCCAAGUCUUUAGGUGUUGAUUCUCAAAUUAAAAAGUAUGCCUCAGUAUCAGAACCAGCUAAAGUAAGUGAAUGCUGUAGACUUAUCCUAAAUAUGCUGUAACAAUGGGGCAGGGGCUGAGAUUUUAAAUGGAUUAGUGUUUUUUUUUUUUUUCCUCACAUUUUACAUGACUGAUAACAGAUCAUUUUUUUAAAAUGAUGUGGAUUAAGUAAUAUUUCAGAUCUUGUAAUGUGGGGUGGGGGGGAACAAAGGAGAAAUAAAAUUUUUACACUGAAGAACUGUGAGAUUUUCCUGUAUAAUAUGGGUAGGUUUUCAAGAUUUAGAAACAAAUUAAGAAUGAGCUAUAAUCAAUAACACAACUGCAGUGGCAUAAUUUCUCUACUUUAGCCACACAAGAGAAGACAAGUGCUUUUAUUUAUAUAAUGUUUUUACUACUGAUAUAACUGUAGUUAUUAAUUGUUGAUAGCUGUCUUUUAUCAAAUUUCUGCUCUACUCACUUUCAUUGCUGGGUUCUUUCAACAACACUGAUACAAGGUCUUAUUUAGAAUGUUUUAAAAAUUAAGUUUAUUGUGAAUGGUUCCAUAUAUUGAAAAGAUAUAAAAUAGCUUAUUCAUUUAAGUUAUUUAUAAAUAGAAAGUGAAUUUGUUCGAUGGCUCAUUUCUAGAUAAAGUAAAAGUAAAACUAAACUAUGCUAGGUUCGUUAUCAGUUCAGACAGAUGGGACACCAAUUUAACUCAAGGCUUAUAAUAGUUUCUUUUGUCCUUCACUUUUCUAGGUAAUUUCAUUAUUCAUUCCAGUUUUAAAAUUUCAUUGUUUAUUUUUGGUCAUUUUCAUGAUCUUAAAGGGAAUUUGGGAUGCACUGAAUUUUAGGCAGUUGUGCAAGCAAGAGUACAUCAAACUAUGUUAUUUGCCAAUCCAGAGCCUGUCCUGUGAAAUAAGUGUUGGUUGAGCCCCUAACGUGGUCCAGGUGUUGUGUUAAAAAUGAUGUUUAAUUCCCAAACCCUUUAAAUGAAUUGUGAUGCUAUCUCUUUAUUUUCAGAAGUAAAGAUGAUGGGAUGAAUCAUGAUAGGAGAGAAAAAGAAAAGUGCAUACAUGCUAUACUUCCUAGAGAAGGGGGGGUCACAAAUUUGUGAACAUCCUAGAAACACAAAAAAGGAACCCUAUUAAUUACAUAAUAUAUUGUGUCUGAGAGAACUUAGGAUAAGUGUAACUUCCUAUUUUAAAAAGUGGUAAAGAGCCCUGGCUGGUGUAGCUUAGUGGAUUGAGCACGGUCCUGCGAACCAAAAGAUCGAAGUUCGAUUCCCCAUCAGGGCACAUGCCUGGGUUGCAGGCCAGUUCCCAGCAGGGGACACAAGAGAGGCAACCAUACAUUGGUAUUUCUCUCCUUCUCUCCUUCCCUUCCCCUCUAAAAAUAAAUAAAAUUAAGAAGAUGUUUUUUAAAAAUUGCAUCCCUUUAAAAAAUAAAAUAGAAAGUGGGAAAGAUCUUUUCAUAACGAGGACUUUGCAUAAAAUUGAGCAAUAUUCUCAUUUUUGUUAUAUAAAACCAUGAAUUUCCUGGCUUUAAUGCCAAAUUGUAGUCAAAGAAGAACAAUUCCCCACUAGGGGAGGAAAAGAGUCUUGUCUAUGUUAAUCCAAGGAAAAAGUUGGAAUGUCAUAAAAAGAAUAGGUAAAAUAUAAAUAGAGAGGACAUGUUUUUUGCCAAGUACUAAAUUAUAGCUUUCUGGUGUAUAUCCAGACUUGAUUCUAUUUGCUGGUUCCAUUGUAAACCUACCUAUGCUUUACUAUUUUUGAUUUGAAAUUUAGGGGUUUAAAUCAAAGUUAAAUUGUAAAGUUAAGAGUUUUUCCCACGUCACCCUAGUUCUACUAUAUUACAAUACUUUUUUUUUUUUUAAGAUUUUAUUUAUUUUUAGACAGAGGGGAAGGGAGGGAGAAAGAGAGGGAGAGAAACAUCAUUGUGUGGUUGUUUCUCACAAGCCCCCUACUGGGGACCUGGCUUGUAGCCCAGGCCUGUGCCCUGACUGGGAAUUGAACUGGUGACCCUUUGGUUCACAGGCUGGCACUUAAUCCACUUGAGCCACUCCAGCCAGGGCACAAUGCUUUCUUGUUAGCAUGUUACAAACAAUUUAUCUACAAUACUUUGAAAUACUAGUUACCGUUGCACCUAAGUCUUGGUUAAGAACAUGCAUUCACUUUUCAAAAUCUAAAAGGUUACAUAUUAUAAACACUGUUUGCUUCCCAUUAGUAUACAAAUCUUUAUAAGAACUUUUUAUUAUACCAGUACUUCAUGAUUAUUGAAAAGAUAUAGUUUAGCAAGAAAAAAUCCCACUUGAAAGAUAAGUGUUAAAUGGUGGUUAAGUAAUAUUUUAAGUAUUUUUUCUUUUUCAAUUAAAGAUUUUUUUCAUGAUUUCCAUAAUUUUUUCUGAAUAUAAAAGUACAUAUUUGUUGAAUAAAGACACACACCAGUAAAAACUGCCUGUAACCACACUACCCAGAGAGAACCAUUCUUAAUGCCAUAUGAAUCGGUAUGUAAGCAUGUGGGAUUUUUUUAAAGGAAUGAUAUACAUUGUUAAAUAGCCUGAUUUUUAAACUUGACAUAUAUUAGUAUACUUCCUU
Molecule: messenger RNA, 5078 nt
Organism: Artibeus jamaicensis (Jamaican fruit-eating bat)
Lineage: Eukaryota; Metazoa; Chordata; Mammalia; Chiroptera; Phyllostomidae
Gene: PLAA
Product: phospholipase A2 activating protein
Exons: 14
Coding region: 177-2567 (796 amino acids)
Biological process (GO): ubiquitin recycling; proteasome-mediated ubiquitin-dependent protein catabolic process
Cellular component (GO): nucleus; cytoplasm
Molecular function (GO): ubiquitin binding
Source: RefSeq, a predicted model, not a curated record